This is a messenger RNA of Helobdella robusta, 1143 nucleotides long. RefSeq lists its product as hypothetical. NCBI's taxonomy places the organism in Eukaryota, Metazoa, Annelida, Clitellata, Rhynchobdellida, Glossiphoniidae. Gene Ontology annotation, molecular function: serine hydrolase activity. Bases 1 to 1143 code for a protein of 380 amino acids. The transcript has 3 exons. The record is from RefSeq and is a predicted model, not a curated record.
AUGAGACUGUUGACAAAAGCGAUUGCGAUAAUGUUCAUAUUGAUGGUUAGGAGCUGCAGAGAAACACAAUGUAGCUUGGAAUGCUACGUUGGCGACUACACGAAAGAUGCUAAUCUCAAUGUCAUCAAGUGCAACCGAAAAACUCAAAUGUGUUUCACAGCUAUUCCAAACGGCAAGGAGAGUGAAGCAUCCUACCAGGGCUGCACACAUUUCAACUUCGGAGCAGAAAAUGAUGCCUUCAUCUACAACGACAGGCUGGAGGUUUCUCUCAUCACCUACUACGUGUGCAAAGAAAAUCUUUGCAACAGGGUGGAAAAUUAUCGAAAACUGCUGGCAAAAGAAAUUCCAAAGAAAACGAUAGCCACAGUCAACACUAACGUCGUUGCUGACGAAGUUAAACUACCCAAAAAAAUUACUAAGGAACAAUUGUCUUCAUCUCUCACUUUUCAGAGUGUCGUCACUCUCCCGGUAAAAGAAACUCUGUCUAAACCCAAAAAUUGUGUCCUGUUUUUCACUCAUUUUGAAUCGGAACCAACCACAAUCGACACAAUUUCCUCAAUUUACAAUGAUCUAGGUCUUGACGUCAUCAUAAUUAAACCCAAACAAAGCCAUUUGUUUUUGCCUGAAUCAGGAAAAUCACUGGUGGAUGAUUUGAUUUCUAAGCUAUCAGGUAACAACUUGCCAUUGAAUGUUGGACAGUUUCUGGUGCACAGCACUGCUUCUGGAGCAUUUUAUUAUGCAAUUUUUACGGAUCAACUUAAUAAAAUUGGUGGGUCAUUUCAGUUGAAUCGAAUUAGGGGACAGGUCUUUGAUGGUUUAGUUCUGAACGAUCCUGCUACUACACUUGGCUUCUACAGAUCAUCUUUACCUAAAUUUUUUGUACUGGGUAAAGAUAUUUUUGAAAAUUCAGCUCGAAAUUUUAUCGAGAAUCCUUUAAACGUUGAAACACUCAUUUUUCACACAAUGGACAAUGCACGUUGUGAAGAAGCAGACAGUUUAAUAGACAGAUGGAGCAAGUGCAACUACUUGAAUAUCAACAUCAGUAGCUGGGAAAGAUCUGUCAACAAGGAGAACUAUCUAAGCCACCCAAAACAGUAUGAAAGGACACUUGAAACUUUUAUCAUGAAAACAGGACUGAUCUAA